Messenger RNA from Cydia fagiglandana, 549 nucleotides. RefSeq names its product protein Z-dependent protease inhibitor-like. The transcript has 2 exons. The coding region runs from base 1 to 534 and encodes 177 amino acids. Gene Ontology annotation, molecular function: serine-type endopeptidase inhibitor activity. The record is from RefSeq and is a predicted model, not a curated record. Lineage: Eukaryota; Metazoa; Arthropoda; Insecta; Lepidoptera; Tortricidae.
AUGUCUUCCCAGCUUCUUUGGCAAUUUUCCUACUUAUUUGUCGCGACAUGUUAUGCCGAGGAGUUUAGUGCGCGAUCAAGAAACUUCAGCAUCGAACUUCUGCAUCAUACACAGAAACAAACUGGUGGACAUGUAGUAAUAUCGCCUUUUGGAAUAUGGACCCUAAUGACCGGAGUCGCGCUCGGUGCAACGGGCAACAGUUUCGCGGAGUUGCAACGCGCUUUCAUCCUCCCAAGGAGUAAGAAAACCGUUAUUGCCGGCUACAAAGAAUUGACAAAAGCUGUGCUAAAUCCGUCCACAAACGGAGUAUCACUGACGAGCAAAAACUUUGUAUUCAUCGACGACGAUUUCACUUUGAAUCCGGACUUUCGGAAAACGAUUAGCACAGAUUUCGACGCGACAAUAAAAGUACUCGAUUUUAAGAAUCCUGACCUGGCGGCUGGCAAAGCGAACAAUUUUAUCCAAAAUUCCGGAGGGCGAGUCUCUAACGUGCUAACGUCGGAUGACUUUGCGGAGUCUAGGAUGAUUUAUUAGUUAAAAUCCCUUUAU